CAGUGCAGCCGCGGUGAGAGGUCAAUGAAACAUGCCUGUGACAUUGUAGGUUUUUUGUUUCACAGGGAACUUGUUAACUUCUCAGAUUAUUAAAGAUGUACAGAAGGGUCGUUUUACUGGCAACCAGGAACAGAAGCGGGAUAACCCCUGUUGUAGAGCACAGUGUAAACAUAACAAAUCAACAAGAAACGAAAAGAAUAUCUGUGUCAACAUGUCCUAACCUGCAAAGGAUGCACUAUAACAAGGGAGUCUGUGCUCCCAACCAGAGGUCCUUUAGCACAAGCAAAGCUAUCUCCAAAGAGAGUGAAGAGUCUUCUGCACCUAAAACUGGAGAGAAAGAAGCCAAGGUGAAAGAGAAGAAGCCGGGGAAGUCUGGAAAAGAGAACCUGUUAGAUCUCCUGAGUGCAAUGAAAGUAGACGUGACCACAAAGAAGAAGUUCCAGGCUUCAAAAUCUCAGAAGAGCAAGGAGCAACCAAGAGUUCACCCUGAAUCCAUGGAGAGUGCAACAAGCAUGUUUCAGAAAGCUACCACAGAACAGCAGACUCAGAAAGAGUCCCUGAGCCCAGAGCUCGUUGCCGCUGCAUCUGCGGUUGCUUCCUCCAUGCCUUUUAAAAAGAGUCAGACGGAAUCAGAGCUGCUGCAGCAGCUAAGGAAACACGAGUCGGACACUGAGGUCCAUAGAAAAGGAGAAACUAACAACAUUGGUAACAUCAUUGCUGACAUGAAGGUAGGCAAGCUCCCCAAUACUAGGUCGCCUAACAGACCGGCCAAUCAGAUUCGCUUUGAUGAUGAUGGCCGUGGCUAUACUCAUGACAGAGGAGUUGUGAAUGAGUUUGAUGCAGUCAGGAGGAGGAAAGGUUUGUUCACUGGCAAGAGACUGAAUAUUUUUCCAUCCAUGACGGACACAACAGAAACAGAACCCAAAGAAGUAUCCGUUCCCUCCCUGUGGGACAUUGAGCUGGCUGGUCAGAUUGCAGCUGUUAUCAAACACCUGCCCCGGAAUGGAUUUGAGGAAAUGAUCCAGUGGACAAAGGAUGGAAAGCUCUGGCAAUAUCCCAUCAACAACGAGGCUGGUCUUGAGGAAGAAUCAGAUGUCCCAUUUCACGAACAUGUAUUUUUAGAUAGUCAUCUGGAAGACUUCCCAAAGCAAGGACCAGUUUGCCAUUUCAUGGAACUUGUCAUCAACGGGUUGUCUAAAAACCCCUAUCUAACCGUCAAGCAAAAGAUUGAGCACAUAGAAUGGUUCCGUGGGUACUUCCAGCAGAAGGAAGAGGUUCUAAAGGAGAGUGAAGCGUACUGAGUAGACCUGGGGAUGAGGGGGACACAAACCAGCUCAAUAUAAUGCUCCUUCUACGCUGUACAUAAGCAGUUACUGCAUUGGAAAACACGGGAGUCCAGGUCUGUCACAUCACCCCAAAUCACGUUAAAUUUCUUUGAUCCUAGACAAAGUAAGUGAAUAUGGGCUUGUGUUGAAAUUUGGUAUUUUGUAUAAGACGGGAACAGGAAGGUCUUCAAAGUAAGGUCCUUUUGGGGGAGGGGAGGGGGGGGGGUGUAGUAGUCCAGCUUAUUGGUAUGUAAAGGCAUCACAAAGAAGGCGAUUGUACUCCAAACUUGGUGUAUGACAGCAGAAAGUGUCUUUUACCAGAAUUUUGCAGCAAUGUCAUAAAUAAACAUUUAAAAAAUGUAUUGAAUGAUUUAAUUUUGUUCCUAUGACAAUAGUUUCACCUUGCAAUACAUGUAGCAUGACAACAUGUGAUCCGAUAAGCAGAUUCUUGGAUUUGUAUUAAUUGCAGUUUGCAACACACAAAAAAAGUUUGAAAACUACUACAUAAACAUAUAUAAUACAAUACACAACAGCAUUUUAAGCUUUCACUUGGUUGGAUGUGUUUUUUGUAUGAAAAAUCUGUUUAAUAACAUCAUGUAUCCUCUUAAAAAAACUAAAUGAAAAACUGUAAAUGAUACACUUGUUUGUACCUUCACAAAACUCAAUGUGACUGCAUGAAAAUGAAUAAACAACAUAACAUACCUGCUCGAUGUAUUAGCUGAUGCACAUUUAAUAAAAGGUCUGCCCUUUUA
Polyodon spathula (Mississippi paddlefish) is the source of this 2077-nucleotide messenger RNA. RefSeq names its product 28S ribosomal protein S31, mitochondrial-like. The coding region runs from base 96 to 1301 and encodes 401 amino acids. The record is from RefSeq and is a predicted model, not a curated record. The transcript has 7 exons. Lineage: Eukaryota; Metazoa; Chordata; Actinopteri; Acipenseriformes; Polyodontidae. Gene Ontology annotation, molecular function: structural constituent of ribosome. Gene Ontology annotation, cellular component: mitochondrial small ribosomal subunit.